Lingula anatina is the source of this 1493-nucleotide messenger RNA. RefSeq lists its product as uncharacterized. Gene Ontology annotation, molecular function: FMN binding; riboflavin reductase (NADPH) activity. NCBI's taxonomy places the organism in Eukaryota, Metazoa, Brachiopoda, Lingulata, Lingulida, Lingulidae. The record is from RefSeq and is a predicted model, not a curated record.
CGAAAAUAAAUUGGGCUCUGUUGCAAAGCUCAAGGUCGUACAAAUACUCAGACGAAUUUUCUUCAGGAAACAUGAGACGACUUGGCAGAGUUACAGGAUGGUUUCUAAAUGUCACAGGUGCCGAAAAUGGAAGUUGCGGCUUAAUGAGAUCGAAUCUGAGAUGCCGAAUGUGUUCCACAGUGCAAGUGAAAGAAGUGGUGAAAAAUGCUACCAGAGACACUAGUAAAGAAGGAGACAAGUUAAGGAGUGUAAUGAGAUUAGUACCACAACCAGUGGUGGUAGUGACAACAGCAGCGUAUGAUGAUAAAUCUCACAGCUGGACCAAAAGAGGCUUAACAUGCAGCUCUUUCACAAGUACUUCACUAGAACCACCUAUAGUGUCAGUCUGUGUCAACAAUCCAAGUCGUUUCCACAAUACACUACUUCAAUCAAAUUAUUUUGCAGUAAAUGUGUUAGCCAAAAAUCAGAUCAAGCUUAGUGUUCAUUUUUCAACUCCAGCAAAAGAUGGUGUCGACCAGUUUGGAACAGUUAUACAUGAAUCUGGAAUCAAGGGCACUCCUCUGAUAAAUGGUGCAUUGGCAAUCCUGCAAUGUAAAUUGCAUUCUGUACAUCAGAUAGGAGAUCACAAUGUAUUCUAUGGAGAACUAUUAGAAACCUCUACAAGUGCAGAAAUAGGAGAGCCAAUGUUAUAUUACAGAAGGAAAUACAGAACGAUUGGAGAUGAAGUAUUUAUGCAUGCCUUUGAAGACAAGACAUUACCAUUUGAAGACUGGACACAUGAAGCCCAUUUGCGCAUGGCUUGGAAUUAUAUAAGAGAAUGGGGGAAAGAAGAAGCUAUUCCUCUGAUAAAGAAAGGUAUCAAAGAGUAUAAUGAGAGACACAAACAUUUAAUUUCAAGAGGUUACCAUGAAACUAUUACCAUGUUCUAUAUCAACAUGAUUAGUCAUGCUAUGGAACAGAGCAGGGGAACAGAAACUACAUUUGAAGAUUUUAUACAUCAACAUCAGUAUCUCACAGACAAGAACCUUUUGUUUGAAUAUUAUUCAGAACAGUUGCUCUAUACAGAAGAUGCUGCACAAAGAUUCAAAAUACCAGACAAAUGUAGACUUCCCACUUGAUACAGUUUUGCAAGAUUAGAAUGCCAACAUGGAGAAUGACAUUUUAGCCAAGAGGAUGAAGUAAUUACUGUGCCAGACAAGACACUUUUCUGUACCAUAUACAAUGUAGGAAUUCCUGCCUAUGGAGGAUAAAGACAAUAAAAAACUGUAAUUUAAUGACCAAAAAUAAGAAGUUGAAAUGGGUGUCACAGGAAGUAAAAUAUUUAGUGUAAAGACUGAUGUUUUCCAUAUUUAUUUGCAUAAGCCACUGUUCUAGAGCCUUUUGAAUGGAAGAGAUUCUAUAGAAAAAUGCCAGUUUAGAUAUAUUGUUCUAAAACGGGAAUUCAAUUGUGGUUGUAUAUUUACAGUGCUCAAGUUUUUAAAGUAAGUUCAGUG